CUCGCGUACCUGAUCUCGUGGCUCGGCCGGGAUGGCGCGAGCUUGAGGCGAACGCUUAGGGCUCUCUAUUUCACCCGGCAAAUUUCUACGUGGUGCAUCUUGAUCUGGAGGCGUCGGCAGUGGAGAGAUUGGAGGUGGCCGUGGAGAUUAGGGCGGACCCCACUUACAAGAGAUUUGGGAAUGUUAGGGUUGUGAAGAAGGCUAAUUUGGUUACGUAUAGGGGGCCUACGAUGGUUGCUAACACGCUGCAUGCGGCGGCGAUCUUGAUCAAGGAGGGAGGGGAUUGGGAUUGGUUCAUUAAUCUCAGUGCUUCGGAUUACCCGCUUGUGACCCAGGAUGAUAUUCUCUAUACAUUGGCAACUCUACCUAGAGAACUGAACUUUAUCGAGCACACGAGCGAUAUAGGAUGGAAAGAGUUCCAGAGGGCCAGACCUGUUAUCAUAGAUCCUGGGCUAUAUAGCUUGAAGAAAUCCGACGUAUUUUGGGUUACAGAAAAAAGGAGCGUACCCUCUGCAUUCAAGCUCUUUACAGGCUCUGCAUGGAUGAUGCUUUCUCAUCAGUUCAUCGAAUACUGCAUCUGGGGAUGGGACAACCUCCCCCGAACUGUCCUGAUGUACUACUCUAACUUUCUCUCCUCCCCUGAAGGCUACUUCCACACCGUCAUCUGCAAUGCUCCUGAGUUCAAAAACACCACCGUCAACCACGACCUCCACUUCAUCUCCUGGGACAACCCUCCGAAGCAACAUCCCCAUUUCCUAACCCUCGAUGACUUCUCAAAGAUGGUCAAUAGCAACACACCGUUUGCGAGGAAAUUCGUAAGAGAUAACCCCGCUCUCCUUGAUAAGAUUGAUAAAGAACUUCUCGGUCGAGAAGCCAAUGGUUUUGUUCCUGGUGGUUGGACAAAUAGUAUUGAAGCUAAUUUGAGUGAUCCAAAGGAGUUUGUGAAGGAUUUGAAGCAACUUAGGCCUGGACCUGGGGCUGAGAGGUUGAAACGUUUGAUUUCAGGUUUGAUUUCGGCUGAGGGGUUCGAUAAGAAGCAUUGCAUAUGAUUUUUGUACAUUGUGUUACCACGGAGAAUGUGAGUUUUUUUUUUGUACAAUUCGGAGUGGUGCUCACCGUAUUCUGGUGUAAAGAAGUUCUCUGGCCUGCUGCUGCUGCUGUUUUAGUUGCAAGUCUGAGUUCGGAUCAGCAGAAUGAAUAAGUGCAUGUUGUUAACAAUAUGUAUUUAUAUUCACACUGUAGGCAUCUUUGAUUGACCUUAGAUUUUGUCUAGGAGGAAGUGCGUGUAUGUGGGUGGGUGAGGUAUUACAUUGUUAUAUUUAUUUACGAUAUAUGAUCAAAUAUGCAGCUCUUCACGAUCAA
Asparagus officinalis (garden asparagus) is the source of this 1362-nucleotide messenger RNA. Its product is annotated as beta-glucuronosyltransferase GlcAT14A-like. Bases 231 to 1049 code for a protein of 272 amino acids. NCBI's taxonomy places the organism in Eukaryota, Viridiplantae, Streptophyta, Magnoliopsida, Asparagales, Asparagaceae. Gene Ontology annotation, molecular function: glucuronosyltransferase activity. The transcript is spliced from 4 exons. The record is from RefSeq and is a predicted model, not a curated record. Gene Ontology annotation, cellular component: membrane.